Saimiri boliviensis boliviensis (Bolivian squirrel monkey) is the source of this 971-nucleotide messenger RNA. It is a transcript of the gene NDUFA13, whose product is annotated as NADH:ubiquinone oxidoreductase subunit A13. The record is from RefSeq and is a predicted model, not a curated record. Lineage: Eukaryota; Metazoa; Chordata; Mammalia; Primates; Cebidae. Gene Ontology annotation, cellular component: respiratory chain complex I.
GUCCGAAAUCGAGCAGCAGCUGCUCCCCAACAUCAUGUACCCAGCCCGUGACUACGUCGAGCCCUGGGCUUCCGGUAGAGUCCCUAGUGAGGGCGAAAACGGGAAAAGGGGCCUUAACUAGGGCACCUGGCUCUCUCGGGAGCUCGGAGUUUCUGACUGGCCUGCGCAACACUCCAGAAGCAAAGUGAACGCGAGGGCCUUUAAUGCAAGAACCAGGGGGUCCUAGCGACUGAGUCACGCCCUGUCUGGGGGAAAGAGGGAAUAAAGACUCCUCAGCUGCAGCCUAGCUGCGCAUUCGGACCCAGGGUCAGCCAUCUGAGCUCUCAGGCGCGGUCGGGUAGUUACACUAGUCCCCGGGGCUUCCCAGCGCUGCGGAAGACGUUCUCAAAUGCUUCCGCCACACUCAUCAUGGCGGUGACAUACGUCACUUCCGCCCGGGGCCGGAAGUGCGGGAUUCAGUGAGCAUGGCGGCGUCGAAGGUGAAGCAGGACAUGCCCCCUGUGGGGGGCUAUGGGCCCAUCGACUACAAACGGAACUUGCCGCGUCGAGGACUGUCAGGCUACAGCAUGCUGGCCCUGGGCCUCGGGACCCUGCUCUACGGGUACUGGAAAAUAAUUAAGUGGAACCGCGAACGCAGGCGCCUGCAGAUCGAGAACUUUGAGGCCCGCAUCGCACUGAUGCCGCUGUUGCAGGCUGAAACGGACCGGAGGGUCCUGCACAUGCUUCGGGAGAAUCUGGAGGAGGAGGCCAUCAUCAUGAAGGAUGUGCCUGGCUGGAAGGUCGGGGAGUCUGUGUUCAACACAACUCGCUGGGUGCCCCCCUUGAUCGGGGAGAUGUACGGACUGCGCCCCAUAGAGGAGGCUCUCCAUGCCAGCCACGGCUUCAUGAUGUACACAUAGGCUCUGUGCCCUCUGUACACCUGGACCCCUUCCCCUUCCCACUGAGACAGAAUAAAUGCUCUGCAGACCUGG